Messenger RNA from Caenorhabditis auriculariae, 1318 nucleotides. The record is from the annotation of a GenBank genome assembly. NCBI's taxonomy places the organism in Eukaryota, Metazoa, Nematoda, Chromadorea, Rhabditida, Rhabditidae.
AUGCUCCUCGUCGCCUUGCUUUUCAUUUUUUCCGUCGAAAUGACUCAAAGUGCGAAAAUCUCGGCCGUUUGCAAUUUGCUGACCACCUGCGCCAUCGAGAAAUGCCUCGAUUCAGGUACUUUUUCAGCUUUUUUCGAAAGUUUCAACACAUUUUCCCCUCUUGGGAUAGUCUGAUCUUCCUGUUUUUUAUACUUAUUACCAAAAGGGUCAUAGAAACUAGAAAAUAGCGUUUUGAUACAAGAGCGUCGUCGAAAAAAAGAAGGCUCAGAACUCUUAUAAAAAAAUUUCAAUUCUUCUUAAAAAAAUCAUUGAAAGUUUAACUUCAAAAAAAUCGGUUCAAAAAUUGUUUUUAAUUUAAAAAGAAAAACCUUUUUUUCAAACUUUUUCUUUCUGGUCCCAGGUGGAAUGGGUUUGAAACUAUUUUUUUCAGAGUUAUAAACAGAUCAAAAACUCAGAAAAAUGGAGCAGAGCUUGUUAAAAAUAUCACGCUUUUUAAAAAUAUCAACAAAAAAUUCAGAGCUUUUCAAUUUUUUCCUCACAAUCUUUAAAAGUUUGAAGAUCACAACCUUUUUGCAAUGAGAAGCAUGACCAACAAAUCUUGUCAAAAAACACAAAUUACAACACCCUUUUUGGCAACAAAGCCUCGGGCGAUUUUCGAUCUGUUGGGUUUACAGCGCUCGUCGACAGCAUUAUCGGCAGUUCCCCGCGCGAUGAGAUCUUUGGCAACCUCGUGGAAAGGUCAGCUUCAAAAUUAACAUGAAAAUUUUAAAUAAAAACAGAUGAUGAGAAAUUCCAGAUUUGACAUGGUUUGCAUCGCCUCAAAAUGCGGAAAGGAGUGCUCUUCAUGCAAACAGUGUCAUUACGCUUUGGAACAAAUGAGUGCUCUGGCUCAAGGCGAAAAAACAUGUUAGUUUUGAAAAUUAUUCUGAAAAAAAAAAUGAAUUUCCAGCUGGUCUUUGCCCAAAACUUGAGGGGUGCGUGGAAAAUUGUCUAACAGAAGACGUCAAUCAGGUCAGUUUCAAUAUACUUUCAAACAAUUGUUAUAAAUAUCGAAUUUAAGGUUCUUUCCUGCGUUGCAAAAAGAUGCAACGUUCACUGUUACGAUGGCGAUUGUCCUUCCUGCCGACAAAUGUCCAAACGCAUGUUUUCCGCAAUUUGCAAGAACACUUCUAUGACAAAGUUGCCGCAAAUUAAAUAUGAAGGUACUGAAAUUCAACAAAAAGAAAAAGAAACAAUUUUCACUCCAGGAACUUGCCCUAACUUAUUUAUGGAGCUUGCUGACGAGUACGUCGCGAAUCAUCAGAAAAAAUCGGCUUAA